CUGCAACCCUGACCAUCAAGUCAGUUGGCGGCCGGUUUUCAAUCCAAAAAUUGUUGUGAUGGCGCAGGUUUUUCAGGUGAAAAAUACAUUUUUGGAUUUGGAUGAGGGUUUGGAAUUCGCUUUUCACAAAAGGCAACAAUCAGAACCAGCGACUCGACAAGUUGAUUUCAAGGAUCACCUGAUUGUGCCUGUGUCAGCCGGCUCGCGGUGUGAAUCACCGGAGAAGAUGCCACGGGUUGUGACGGGCGACGAUCUGGAUUUUCUGCCAUGUCCAGCCAAAGAAUGUCAGCCAGGAUACUCCGCAGAGUGGAAUUCCAUCUCGAACGCCGGGCCGGAGAUGUCAUCGAACUAUCUCAUGCCGAGCAUAAAUAGCGAUGGCUCAAACAUACUGUGGCACUACCCGAAUGGAUGUGGCGGAGUCGCCAUGCAAACCUUCAUGCCUGGGAAGAUGAUGUUCGAUGCUGGCUACCAGUCCUACCAGGAGUAUCCAGGAGAGGCGCCAGCAGGUGAAGUGCUGCAGAUGGGCAAGGACUUCCACCUGAACUUCAUCAAAACCGAAGUAAGCGACGCGUCCUUCCCGCGAAGUGGCCGAAGUGGUGCAGGUGGCACCACACUUCCUUGGGGCGAGACGCCAUCCAUGCAGGCUUCACCACACAGCUCACGACAAACUUCGCCACAGAAUGCAGAGAUUGAGAUCCCUUCGAACUGGCAGAGUGCAACCACUGUGAUGGCCAGAAAUUUGCCCAACAAAUACAAUCAGCAGAUGCUGAUUGACGAGUUGAACAGCGCAGGAUUUUCUGGAACCUAUGACUUUUUGUAUCUUCCGAUUGACCCGGAGACAAACGCCAACCGUGGCUAUGCGUUCAUCAACUUCAUCAGCCCGAGCUAUGCCUGGAUGAUGCGCACGGCCUACGAGGGGCGGAAGAUGGGGAAGUUCAACUCCGACAAGGUCGUGUCAGUGGUGCCAGCGGCCUUGCAAGGCUUCGAGGCCAAUUAUUCUCAUUACUCCACUGCAAGAGUCAUGAGAGGCGCACCUCAGACCCGACCACUUUUUCUCCGUGAGUGCCAAAAGGUCAAGACGGAGCGUCGACGUGGGGGGAAGCGUACACAGGGCAGCCUGAUUGACAUGGCGAUUCGACAGAAGGGUGAGGGACGACCACACGAAACGACCAGCUACUUCGGGUUGACAGGAAACACCGAUGAACAGAGCUUAAUGUCAAGGCCGGAAAGAUCCCAGGUGCGUUUCUGUCAAAAUUGUGGUGGCAAGGCACAAGCUGGGUUUCGCUUCUGCCAAUUCUGCGGCACGUCACUGCAUUGCGAAGUUUGGGGAGCCUAGGAAAACAAGACCCACACGACCUGAAUGCAGAAUGAUGCAGAACGAUGCAGAUGGGUGGUGUGUUGAGCUGUGAAAAUCAGAAACGCAUUUGAAACCUUUGCG
Molecule: messenger RNA, 1438 nt
Organism: Cladocopium goreaui
Lineage: Eukaryota; Dinophyceae; Suessiales; Symbiodiniaceae
Source: the annotation of a GenBank genome assembly